AUGUCUUUCUCCAAGAUCAUCGCUUUGGCCUCUCUCCUGUCCGUCAUGGGCCCAGUCUCAGCAGCACCCACCGACAUCAUCAAGCCAGGCCCCGAUGGAAGUCGAAUUGGUCCCUUCCAAAUCUACAACCUUUACCCUCUGGAACCUGAGCGUUCCGAGGCGCCUAUCCAGGCAAUUCAUGUCGAGACAUACCGGGGACAGUCCAUCCGAGAACAAGUUGUCGUCUUCAAAGGCAUCCCGCCUGAGGCCCGGCUGUGCCAACUGAAAUGGGCCCAGGCCCCGACCCCCAACCAGGUGUUCAUCGCGAAAUAUGGCUCAAACACCGAGCCGGGAAUCUCAACCCGCCAGCUCUCAGGCUUCCCUGCCGAGGGUGUUGCGCCAUCGUACGCCUCCGUCCAGCCUUUUGACACCAAGGCGCCAGAGACUUCUCCAACCAUCAAUUUUGAGAACUGGGAUACUCCGGGCUCUUCUGGCACCCGCGAGGGCGGUGACAUGGUUUGCGCCGAGACUAUUUAUCUUAAGCUGGCGUUUAAGAACACCACUGCUGAUAUGCAUGCUUAUAUGGCCCAGGAUUACGGCAACGGCCUUCGCAUGUACUACAAGUGA
This is a messenger RNA of Clonostachys rhizophaga, 606 nucleotides long. The record is from the annotation of a GenBank genome assembly. Lineage: Eukaryota; Fungi; Ascomycota; Sordariomycetes; Hypocreales; Bionectriaceae.